Molecule: messenger RNA, 8980 nt
Organism: Salvelinus fontinalis (brook trout)
Lineage: Eukaryota; Metazoa; Chordata; Actinopteri; Salmoniformes; Salmonidae
Product: phospholipid-transporting ATPase IF-like
Exons: 29
Coding region: 378-3839 (1153 amino acids)
Biological process (GO): phospholipid translocation
Cellular component (GO): endoplasmic reticulum; trans-Golgi network; plasma membrane
Molecular function (GO): ATPase-coupled intramembrane lipid carrier activity; ATP hydrolysis activity; magnesium ion binding
Source: RefSeq, a predicted model, not a curated record
AACUGGGACGAUGUGGUGCGAAUCGGUGCUGCUACGUCGACAGGGGAGCCACAGAGCUGGAAACCGAUUGCUCGUGCUUCGCAAAGAGGGAUGUAGCUGGGCAGGAAGCGGACAGUACAGGAAGCGGACAAUAUAGGACACUCACUAGGCAUACUUCGUAGCUGUCAGAAUAUAGCUCAGUGUGUCAAUCACAUCAGAAAUAUUACUUCACGUCAUGGGAGAGAUCAUAUUUGAUCAUAUAAUCACACAGCCUGGAUGUUUUGUGUAACGGAUACAAGAAGACGUGCCUGUAAAAGGAAUUAUUUAUGGUUUGGGAAGGUUUUAUUGGAGUAGCUAGCUAGCAACUUUGCUGGCUCGUCGGAGUACAUUUUGCAAGGAUGCUACGGUGGAUAAGGCAACAGCUGGGCUUUGACCCUCCCCAUCAAAGUGACACCAGAACGGUUUACAUCGCAAACCGCUUUCCUCAACAUGGCCAUUAUGUCCCUCAGCGGUUUGCAGACAACAGAAUCAUAUCAUCCAAGUACACCAUUUGGAAUUUUGUUCCCAAAAACCUGUUUGAACAGUUCAGAAGAAUAGCCAAUUUUUAUUUUCUCAUCAUAUUCCUGGUUCAGCUAAUGAUAGACACCCCCACUUCCCCUGUCACCAGCGGACUUCCUCUGUUCUUUGUCAUCACAGUAACUGCCAUCAAACAGGGCUAUGAGGACUGGCUGAGGCACAAGGCGGACAACGAGGUGAACGGGGCGCCUGUGUUUGUGGUGCGCAGUGGCAGCCUUGUGCAGACCCGCUCAAAGAACAUCCGAGUGGGGGACAUAGUCCGGGUGGCCAAAGAUGAGACGUUCCCAGUGGACCUGGUCCUCUUAUCAUCAGACCGAGCUGAGGGGACAUGUCACAUCACCACCACCAGCCUGGACGGAGAGACUAAUCUAAAGACUCACUACUCUGUGCCGGAGACGUUGGUGUCUCAGUCGGUGUCCAGGCUGGAGGUCCUACAUGCUGUGCUGGAGUGUCAGCAGCCAGAUGCAGAUCUGUAUAGGUUUGUCGGGCGAAUAACGGUAACACAACAAGGAGAAGAGAUUGUAAGACCCCUUGGACCAGAAAACCUACUGCUUAGAGGAGCAAGAUUAAAAAAUACCAAAGAAAUUUUUGGUGUGGCAGUUUACACUGGGAUGGAGUCCAAGAUGGCCCUGAACUACAAGUGCAAAUCCCAGAAGCGCUCUGCAGUGGAGAAGUCCAUGAACACCUUUCUGCUCAUAUACCUGGGCAUCCUGCUGUUUGAGGCAAUCCUCAGCACCAUCCUGAAGUACGCCUGGCAGGCUGAGAACAAAUGGGACGAGCCCUUCUACAACCAGAAGACAGAGCAGGAAAGAAACAGCAGCCAGAUCCUGAAGUUCAUCUCUGAUUUCCUGGCAUUUCUGGUCCUCUACAACUUCAUCAUCCCUAUCUCGCUCUACGUCACUGUGGAGAUGCAGAAGUUCUUGGGCUCGUUUUUCAUUGGCUGGGACUUGGACCUCUAUCACGAGGAGAGCGACCAGAUGGCUCAGGUCAACACAUCCGAUCUGAACGAGGAGCUGGGACAGGUAGAAUACGUAUUUACGGAUAAAACCGGCACCCUGACGGAGAACGAGAUGCUGUUCCGUGAAUGUUCAAUCAACGGUAUCAAAUAUCAGGAAAUCAAUGGAAAGCUUGUACCUGAGGGAAUGACGGAUGACUCGCCUGACCGAUCUGUGCCUCCUCUGAGUCGGGAGGAGUUGCUGUUCCUAAAGGCAGUGUCGCUGUGUCACACAGUGCAGAUCAGCUACGAGCAGCCAGGCGACGGCCCGGGGGAUCCCUUCUCCCACGCAAACGGCUUCUCCUCACAGAUGGAGUACUAUGCCUCCUCGCCGGACGAGAAAGCACUGGUGGAAGCCACGAAAAGGAUGGGGGUAACCUUCAUUGGUAGCCACGGAGAAACUAUGGAAAUAAAAACAUUUGGAAGGCCAGAAAAGUUUAAACUACUCCAUGUACUAGAGUUUGAUGCAAACAGAAGGAGAAUGAGUGUCAUAUUACAGACACCCACAGGGGAAAAAGUACUAUUUACAAAGGGAGCGGAGUCUGCUAUUCUUCCUUUUACUACAAGUGGAGAAAUCAACAAAACAAGAGUACAUGUAGAUGAAUUUGCCUUGAAGGGCCUGCGGACGUUGGUGGUGGCCUGCAGACACUUCAGUGUGGAGGAGUAUGAGGAGGUGGACCAGCGGCUCCACAAGGCCCGCACGGCCCUGCAGCAGAGAGAGGAGAGGCUGGCUGAAGUCUUUAGCUUCAUAGAGAAGGACCUGGAGCUGCUGGGAGCCACUGGGGUGGAAGACAAGCUGCAGGAGAAGGUCCAGGAGACCAUUGAGGCGCUGCGCCUGGCCGGGAUCAAGGUGUGGGUGCUGACCGGGGACAAGCACGAGACAGCGGUCAGUGUCAGCCUCUCCUGCGGCCACUUCCACCGCACCAUGAACAUCCUGGAGCUGGUGCAGCAGAAGUCUGACAACGAGUGUGCCGAGCAGCUCCGACAACUGGCAAGGAGGAUCAAAGAGGACCAUGUGAUCCAACAUGGCCUGGUGGUGGACGGGGCCAGCCUGUCUCUGGCACUGCGGGGGCACGAGAAGCUCUUCAUGGAGGUGUGCAAGAACUGCUCUGCCGUGCUGUGCUGCCGGAUGGCGCCCCUGCAGAAGGCCAAGGUGGUGAGAUUGCUGAAAACAUCUCUAGAGAAACCCAUCACUUUAGCCAUUGGGGAUGGAGCCAAUGAUGUCAGCAUGAUUCAAGAAGCCCAUGUUGGCAUAGGAAUCAUGGGCAAGGAGGGAAGACAAGCAGUACAAAACAGUGACUAUGCAAUAGCGAGGUUUAAAUUCCUUUCCAAAUUGCUGCUUGUCCAUGGCCACUUCUACUACAUUAGAAUAGCAACCCUUGUACAGUACUUUUUUUACAAGAAUGUGUGCUUUAUUACGCCCCAGUUUUUAUACCAGUUCUUCUGUCUGUUUUCACAACAAACUCUGUAUGACAGUGUCUACCUGACACUCUACAACAUCUGUUUCACCUCCCUGCCCAUACUGGUGUACAGCCUGUUUGAGCAACUGGUCCAUCCUCAUGUGCUGCAGAGCAAGCCAGUGCUCUACAGAGACAUCAGCAAGAACUCCCUCCUUUCCUUCAAGACAUUUUUGUACUGGACACUGCUGGGCUUCUGCCACGCAUUUGCCUUCUUCUUUGGUUCCUACAUACUGAUGGGGGAGGACACGUCUCUCAUGGGGAAUGGACAGAUGUUUGGAAACUGGACAUUUGGCACUUUGGUAUUCACAGUAAUGGUCAUCACUGUUACACUGAAGCUGGCCUUGGAGACUCACUUCUGGACGUGGAUGAAUCACUUUGUUACCUGGGGCUCCAUCGCUUUCUACUUCAUCUUCUCCCUUUUUUAUGGGGGAAUCAUCUGGCCUUUCCUCCACACCCAGGACAUGUACUUUGUCUUCGUCCAGUUGCUGUCCAGCGGCUCUGCCUGGUUCGCAAUCAUCAUCAUCAUCAUCACCUGCCUUUUCCCUGACAUCAUCAAGAAGGUGUUCUACAGGCACCUCCAGCCCACCAGCACCCAGAAGUCUCAGCUUAUUGAGGCCAACUACCAGGGCAUCGGCUGCGUGGACUCCAUGUGCUGCUACUCGGAGGGGGAGAACGGGUGCACCCGGCUGGGCCGGAUGGUGGAGCAAGUAAUGGGCCGCUGCGACCCUGCCUGCGCUAACAGGUGUGACCCCCUGCUCUGUAGCCUCUACUGCUGCAGGCGCAUCUCCUACAAGCUGGAGCAGGACGAGCCCACUGCUCCCCAGGAGUAGCCGAAUAGAGAGAGGUCCUAGCCUAGUAGAGCGAGAGCUAGACUAGACUAGACUACGGUCUUACUGGUAGGACAGGCACCCCAGUGACAGCCAAAGGUUUUGUAGGGAGGGAGACUAGUAUCAGGAUCCUGGAUCUUAAAUGGCUUUUAAUGGAGACUUGUUUAUCUUGUAUGCUAUGAUCAGCUUCAGCUUCCUUAUAGUCUAUUCUUCUUCCAUAUUCAGUGGGACAACGUGCUCACCAAUGUGUCUAUGUAAUCCGAUCUGUCCUUCCAUGUCUGUACUCUUAUGGAUUUCUUUUUAAAUCUUCUUUCACUCGUGGGCUUUUUGUAACCUAUCUUUGUGGCUGAUCGACCUUGUCGUCUUCUGAAGUUUUGUGCUUCUUUUAACUUUUCCAAAGCCUGCUGAGUCAGUGUGUUGCACAGUGUAGGCUAAGCCCAGGUUCAGAGUCCAAGUCGCUAUUGAUCUACACCAAUGUAUUUAUGCUGAAAGAUCUUUACAAGAGAAUGCUACCCGAGGUUUAUUUUUUGGAUCAUUAUUAAAGCAUUCUCGUUCUGCAUUUUACCUGUACUCCUGGUCUUGGACUUGCCAGAGUCUGUUUAUACUGUAUGUGUUUUAUCUAUGGAGAAUGACCGCAUGAUGCCAGUGUGACGCUUUCUCAGCCCCUCCGUUGUCUGCCCACACAUGCACUCUACACCCUCACUGUCCCAACACUGAGGUGAGGUGAGCACUGGGAAGGAAAAGGAUCUAAGUUAGACUGAGACUUGUUCCGGCCUUAAUGCUAAGAUACUGCCACUGCAAAGGGGCAGAAAGAGACCCUACCAUGGGCCAUGGGAGGUAUAUAUCAGCCCUACUUUACCAUACCCUGUACUGAGUGAUGAUGCUUGUGUUUUGACAUGCUGCAGUGUUUGGUGUCUGUGUGCCACAGCUGAAACACUGGGACCACACUCCCUGACAAAGAUACUGAAAAACUGUAGUCUCAAAAGGAGAAUAGGAGAGUGUUGUUGCUAUGUAUUUUAUGCAGUUAAGUACUUGAAGCCUUAUAAGUGCUUUUGAGAGGAAGAGAACUCUUGUUGCAUGGGGCUGCCUUUGGUAUUUUGUAUGCUGAGUAACCAGACGUUGUUGUGUGUCUUAACAUGUGUCCCAUGAUCUUUUCUAUAAUGUUACUCCUCCUCUUGCUUUGCUGCACUUUGUCUGAACCUCUUGUCGUUGCCACUGUGUCUAAAAUCUAGAUAAUAUUCAACUUCCCCCAUCGAAGUUAUUCAUAUGCUGCUGUUAUAUCACCUUGACGUCACUAUUCAAUCUAAUAUUCUGCUGCUUGCCUUGUUCUGUUAGAUGGCCAUAGACGAUGGACGAAUAGCUUGAUAUCACGAGGGAGUGCCACUAGACUAGACAAUUCACACCAACAUACACAUUUAUCAAGAAAUACUUAUUUUUGUAAUUACACAGCACCAUGUACAUACAAGAUCUUAAACGGUUGUCUUUGUCUGAAAGACGUAAUCCACAUAGCACGUAUAGGGUGUUGUUGAUACUUUUCAUCCAAAGAUAAAAUAAUGUGUAUAGUUUAAUGAUGAAUGAGAUUCUACAUGAAUAUGGUUGAGAGGUGGUGAGUCUCUACUAUGUCCCCUGGUGGUGGUGUUGGCUUAUACAGGCUAUGAAAGAUGGGGGGCCUUUGUGCCUUUCUUGAAGGUAAGAGUUGAGCUUUCUUUAAGGGUUCUUAGAUAUACACUGCUCAAAAAAAUAAAGGGAACACUUAAACAACACAAUGUAACUCCAAGUCAAUCACACUUCUGUGAAAUCAAACUGUCCACUUAGGAAGCAACACUGAUUGACAAUAAAUUUCACAUGCUGUUGUGCAAAUGGAAUAGACAAAAGGUGGAAAUUAUAGGCAAUUAGCAAGACACCCCCCAAAACAGGAGUGAUUCUGCAGGUGGUGACCACAGACCACUUCUCAGUUCCUAUGCUUCCUGGCUGAUGUUUUGGUCACUUUUGAAUGCUGGCGGUGCUCUCACUCUAGUGGUAGCAUGAGACGGAGUCUACAACCCACACAAGUGGCUCAGGUAGUGCAGUUCAUCCAGGAUGGCACAUCAAUGCGAGCUGUGGCAAAAAGGUUUGCUGUGUCUGUCAGCGUAGUGUCCAGAGCAUGCAGGCGCUACCAGGAGACAGGCCAGUACAUCAGGAGACGUGGAGGAGGCCGUAGGAGGGCAACAACCCAGCAGCAGGACCGCUACCUCCACCUUUGUGCAAGGAGGUGCACUGCCAGCGCCCUGCAAAAUGACCUCCAGCAGGCCACCUGCAGAAUCACUCCUGUUUUGGGGGAUGUCUUGCUAAUUGCCUAUAAUUUCCACCUUUUGUCUAUUCCAUUUGCACAACAGCAUGUGAAAUUUAUUGUCAAUCAGUGUUGCUUCCUAAGUGGACAGUUUGAUUUCACAGAAGUGUGAUUGACUUGGAGUUACAUUGUGUUGUUUAAGUGUUCCCUUUAUUUUUUUGAGCAGUGUAUAUUAUGUUUGUUUUUUUACUAUAGAUAUGCACAUAUUUAAGUUGUUUUAGAUAUGCCUAUUUUUGUAUUAGCAGUAUGUAUUCAGUCUAAAUUAGUUCAUAUAUAGUACAGCCAAGAAAUGAGCUUCAUAUUAUAAAAAUAAACAGUAUUUAGUCUACCUGGUUAUGCAUAGGAUGUAUUAUUCAUACAAUGACAUUAUGCAGAUAGAGAAGGGAGAUGCUGACUUUGUGUUCAAGUCACUCAUGUUAAACCAUCCUGUACUAACCCUCACUGUACGCACCUUAUUCUCUCUCCUUUUUAGUUUGACUUUGUUUCCUUGUGCUGCUCCCUCUGUAGGUUGAAGUGUAGUGUAGGAGACGGGGUUGGGAGGCAGUGGAAGAUGAGCAGGAUGACAGGGCUUCAGUUCCAAGGCAGGGCCUCUCAUAUCAAUACAGAUAAGGUCUUCAACCACUCCUGUGCCAUUACAUCCCCUUACUGUACCAUGCAAUGGCAAGAUGGCCGUCCAUCCAACAGUAAAUGAAGGAUCUUUAGGCAGGUCAGAGACAGACAGAAGCACUCCAGAGGUAGGGUUUCAGCUUAGUCCUCUCCCACCGCCACCCCUCACUCCUCUGUCGUUGAUGCUUUUAGAUCGAGGAGCAACUCGGACCCCUUCUAUUCCAACGACCGGAGCAUCUUGACGCUCUCCCCCAUGGAGGCCACUCAUUGCUAAGGUAGCAGAGAGCAGUUGUCCCGCCAGGUGCCCCGUCCCGCCCUGUCCCAUGGCCACACAGAGGGACUACUCACUGCACGGCCCAGGGCUGACCACCUCAGUGGACAGUCAGACUAUAUCUCGAGAAGAAUGUUGAAAGCCAUGAGGCUCUGCACCACCACUUUGAGAGAUGCUGCAUUUGCCUAAUAAAAGGGAAUCAGACCAAAGAAGGAUUUGUCAGACUUAAGUGGGAAAAAAAACAUGGUCUACUACUUUGCACCUGUAGGUUAGUGCUGCUCCUGCUUCUCCACCUGAAAGGUCUGCCACCUUUCCUGAGGAAAUUAGGUGGACCUUUUUAAAGCCAUACCUUCCAUUUUUACUACCUGUUUUUUCAAGGUAUGGAAAUGUAAAAGCAGUUAGGUCGGGUCUCUAGUCUUUUUUUUCCUGAAAUGCCUUUUUUGCUCAGAUUUGUUAGCGUUGUGUUUGUUCCAAAAUGUGACAGGAGAAUGUCCCUAUAAUAGCUUCCUAUGAGAGAUGUGUUGUUCCACCAAUACAGUGCCUUUUGAGAAGUGUAACUUGGUCCCUCCAAAAAUUGUUACCUAAUUUUAACAUAAAAAGCACAUGUUCAACUUUAAAAAAUUACUAUAGUAAGUGCCAAAUAAAGUAUGGGGGGGGUCAAUUGUGCAACAGGGAGUGGCAAUUCACAUAUAUACAUAAAAAAUUCUAGCCUCUACAGAUAAGUGUAACACUCAGUUUUCACCACAAAACACCAGAUAAUGGCCCCCAAAAAAUAAAGGAAUAGUUUCACCAUAUUAAAGGGAAAAUCCACUCAAACUGUUAAAAAAAAUAAUAAUAAUAAUAAUUUAAUGAAUCACUGAUAACAUAAAAUAGUUUUCAGAAAUGCAAAGCAACUAAAAAAGAGAACAUUUUCAAUGAUGGUAAAAAUUGGAGAAAUGUUCAGGUUAAGUGGGUUAAAAUCAUCUUAGAGGGUGCAGAGGGACAUGUCUAAAUGCUUAAUUUUGGCACUUUAGCAAGUCUUUAUUCAAAAUAAAAGCAGAUUUAUUGAAUUUUCCAUAUUAAAGGGCACUUCAUUUAAUAUAACAAAUUGGUGCACAAUAUCAAAGGGUCACAAAAGGCACUCUUUUCGUGGAACAACCCAGAUAUGAAAUAAUAGCUGCCAAGAUGACAUAGCUUUCACAUCUAGUUGUUUUCAAAGCCACAAAUUGUUUUUGUUUGCCUUUCACUAAUCAUUGCCAAUCAUGUUUUCAUUUAUUUUGUUAGUCUUUUCCCCCCUCUUACUAACCACUUGUUAAUGUUUGUAUUUAUUUCCAUCAUAUUACUGGUAAUAGGGCAGGCGAGAGAGCCUCAUGGACUGAACGCAACUGCUUUAGCUCUCUGUAUCCUCUUUAGCGGCCUUUAGCCCACAAUAAUGGAAAUGCCUGAGUCAAGAGGGUCAUUGAGACAACCAUUUUAAACUUGCUAUCAAUGACAGUGACAUUAUGCACAUCAGCAUACAUAUUUAUUAGAAUAUUGCCGAGAUACAUAAUCAUGGGAUUUUAUAUGGUUACUAUUUUUAGCCGUUACAUACCUCUCAGUAGCUUGAAAUGGGAGACACUUGUCCAAGAAGUCAGUGGAGCUUGAUAUUUAUUUGCAUGGUAUCAAUAUUCGUAAUUAUAUCUGGUACUACUAUUGAUCAUGGUCAGCAUUGGUCAUAUCUGAUGAAGUAUACUUUGAUUGUACUUGUUUGCUACAGUUGUUACUCAGUUUUGAUAUAUAAAUGCAUCUAGUUCAGAUGUCACAUUUCAAUCAAUUUAUGAAGGCAUCUCUACAAGGACAUUGAUGUGAAGCUGUUUUUCUCUUGAUCAUUGAAAAAAAGGUAUGUUAUUGUACUCCUGUCAGUGAAAUGGUUGAUGUUUAAAGCAAAUUCUAUUUACGGAAUAAAUAUGUUUUUAAAAA